AUUUAGCGCCGCCAUUUUGAACAUGGUAGUGUUUUGGUCCUGUGAGAGUUGUCAUAAUCCUGUCUUUUUCCGCGGUUGUACUUGAAAUAUGGAGUUGACCAGGCAGGUUUUUAGUAGCAGUGACAGAAAGUCGACCGAUGGAUACAGCAUGUACAACAUAAAAGGUAGGUGGGCAAGACUUGUUUGUAUUCUGUAACGGUCGUAGCUUCCUUCAAAUUCCAAGCGAUACCUUUGUUCACUCGAUCAUAUGGAGCGAUAAAUAAAUUAUGACUAAGCCAAGCGAAGAUCAAAAAAUCUUUCCAGGCGUGAAGUAUGAAUUUUACGAACUUUACUAGAUCGAUAAUAUUGUAAAAAUGCAGCUAAGGAGAUAAAUUAUUGCGUAGACUGCUUGGGUGAUUUUAAUAUUGACACUCUUUGACAACACACACAGAUUUAGCCGGACAUUCGUUGUUGCCAGAGGCACCGUCAGUAAUUGUUCUGUUUCACGAGAGUAUUGUAUUUUUUCAGUAGUGGUUUUCCUCAAAGUUAGGUUGUUUUGUUGUUCAACGGAUUUGACUCUUACAACAAGGAAGUACAUACAUGCACGUACUAAAGCACUGAGGUUUAUCUCUUAUUAAAUUAUAACUCUAUUAACUAAAUAUUCAGUCGCUAGUUGAGAGCUCGUGUACAUGAAGGAGGCAAUCUAAUAUUUCACUCACUGAUUGAGUCAUGUUAUUGAAAUAAAAAAUAGUUUUCAAUCUUUUUUAAAUCGGAAACACGUGUACACCAAUUCUUAGCUCAAUUAUCCAACUUUCAGAAUCAGUAGAUAUCAGUUAAUGUAAUUAACCACACAAAUAUUUGUUGAGGAUUCACAAAAGAAUUACUAUGCCUCUCCAGUAACUUCUAACUACCAAUGUAAAUGCAAUAUCACACAUUCUUAAGGAUAGCACUUGACUGUCAAACAUGCCCAAAAUAUUGUCCCUCCUGAUAUUACAUUUUCUUGUGUUAUUAUUGUGCGAUUUCACGAUAUGUAUUAAAGUUAACAUGGCAACCAGAUGGAUAAUGAGACAUGGUUUGAUGCUACUCUGGUGUAAAGAUUUAGUGAGUGUAAUUGAAUAGUUACAAUUCAUAGACCCGAUGUUUCGACACUCCUGUUUAGUGCCUUCAUGACUGUGAUCGUGAGUAUAUUGGACAGACCAAAUGUCAGUUUGGUACACAUGUGAAAGAGCAUAAAAAAGUGGUCUCCUUUUACAAAAAAGAAAAUACAGCUUUAUCGGAGCACAUAUGUCUAACCAACCAUACAAUUGGGUGGGAUAAGUCUAAAAUUAUCACCACUACCUGCGCCUUUGUUUGGAAGCGCGGCAUAUCAACUCCACCCACACUCCUUUAAAUCGUGAUAAUGGUAGCUUACUUCCUGACACCUAUUUACACUUCAUUGAAAAAAGGGCAGCUAAUUAGUGAGCAUAGAAAAGGACCUCUUGAUGUAGCGUUUAGUUCAUGAAAUGUUUUUUUGCGAAGCAGACUAGAGUUUUUGGGGUUGAUAAAUAAGAAAAUUUUGUUGUAAUCAUUUGUAUAAAUGUAAAUGGAGCAUCUGGAUGCCUUGGUUAUUAAAUUUCACUAAAUAUACAAAUAUAAAUUCACAAUAGAGCUGAACCCAGUGAGGGCUGGCACAAUAUACAUGCAGCUGCUAUACACUUGAAAACAAUCACAAAGAAUGUUACUCUUUUAUUUGAAAUAUAUCCUAUCCAAAAGAAGAGCUUAUUAUGUUAAAAAAAAAAAAAAAAUUAGUCAAAGCAGUCAUAGUUGGCCCCUUUACCUUUGUCUUGCUAUGCCAUGAGAUACACAUGGCUUUUACAUUCUUUUUCUAUCCACUGCAAUUUAUUGGGAGAGUUCUCACCCCUUUUACUCCCCAACACUUGUAUGCAAGUUCCCUUUACUGUUCUCUACAUCCAUUUCCCAUGAUACUUACUCGAAAACUGCUUCUAAUAUGAUUCUCAAUCUAAAAUUCGAAUAUGUGCAAUAUUUGUUGUGAUAGAAAGGUAAAGAAAAGUCUAGUGUGGACAACUUCUUAUGUAAUUAAUCAGCUUUAAAUACUAAUAACUUUUCAAAACCCUUUGGUCUGAGACUGUCAUCUUUCCAUGUAGAGAGCAGAUCAAUUGAGGUUCUUUAAAUUCAAUUCAGGUGUUUACAAUUGCUAAAUUUAUUAGUUCUUGAAGAAAUUGUUUAAAUUUGUUUUUUGUUAUUUGUUAUGUUAUAUAGAGUAGUACCAGAACUUAGUUUGAGUUAUAUAUUGCAGGAAACUGUUUUUUGUUUCCUAGCUUAUGGAUCUUAUUUCAAACAAAAUUUGUGUUGACUUGAUAUACUUAGAUAAGUUGAAAUACUGAAGGAUAUGUCUGUUGUUAUAAAUGAAAAUCUCAAUAUCAUUUUUCUCAUCACUGGGUUUUCCUCUAUGACACCCACAGACAUUUCAUAGGUAUACAAAGUUGUUGAUCCUUUUGGAGGCUGGUAUAAAUUUCACUCCUAGCAAUGUUUUAAAAUGUUGUUCCAUUGAGAGUCUUGUAGAUAUGAUCUUAGUCUAGCCUUCCUUCUAAAAGACCAAAUGUUAUUGUGUUAACUAUGAUUAGCAUGUGGCUGGUUUUAAUUUAUUCACAAUAAUUUGCCCUUGGCUAGCAGUGUAACUGACAAAUUCAAAUGAAGCCAUAGUGACUUUAAGUGUUGACUGAAUUCUGUUUUUCUAUAUUAGAAAAGCUACAAGAUCUGAAAAUCCUGUUGCUGUUGAUUGAUAUUUUCCAUGUUAAAAUUAUUGCAACCAUUCAACACGUGCUGUUUUGAGUAUGAUCCACAUUUAGAUUUAAAUGCAGUGCUUGCUAGAAGACGACGUAAGUAAACAUACACAUAUCAGGAUUGAAUUUUUAUGAUAUUUGGAUUACCAGUUUUUAAUUUUAUUUUUGAUAAAAAUUGUUUGAUACAAAUGCAAGCUUCUCUGAAAAAUCCUUGAUCUAUGUGUUUUAAUAACUGAUAAAUCUUAAGUCUGUGAGUAAUAAUAAAUAUUAUUUGUCUCAUUUUAGAAGUGAAAAAAAUGUAUCAAAAGGAUAGUGUUUAAGUUUAUAUGCUGUCAAAUCAGGGGAUGCAUGGAUUUUAAUAGCAUUGGUUGAAAUAUUUGAUAUAAAUUCAUGGGUGAAUUAUAAAAGAAAAAAAUGUUGCUAACUUUCUUUAAGCCAGGGUAACACUCCUGUCAGUGGAUUAUUUGUGCAUAUAUUAAUUUGUUUGAUUGUAUUUUAUUUAAUAUUUCAUCUGUGAGUGAAUUUAAGCUGCAUUUUAAAAUUGUGUGAGUUUUUAGAUUGUACUUGAAUUAUAGGAUUAUAGGAGAUGCUCUAAACAUUUAUGCUUUAAAUGGUAAAAAAAUUGUUUGCCAUAGUAACCAAAAUUAUUUCCUAGAAUGCUUUUGUUUGGAAAACUUACCAGUUUAUUGAGCACUGGCUAUGGUUAUAUUUAUUGUGUGGCUUUCUUUUCAUCAAAUAGGAUUUAGACACAACUAUGUUCAAAGACUACUUAACUGAGAUACAAAAAGAUCAGCAGCGUUUUAUUGGAAAGUUCUCUAAGUUUCUUCUCGUACAUGUAUCAUAAUUCAUGCUUUCAUAAAUUAGAACUCUUUGCAGGGAUCUACUGAACAUGUAUUUCAUUGUGUAGGGGUCUCUACAUUUAGUACACUUUGAAAGUGUCUUCUAAGAGUGCGGUCUUGCAUUUCAAUGUUUCUGGAAUGUCUAUGAACUGAACAUUACAUAGCUACUUAAGGAAACAAUAUAUUUUCUCUUCGUGGUACCUUUAGCUCCCUCUUGAGCCAAUCAAUCUGAGUUAUAGGAAAUUGUGGUGAAGGUAAAGAAUCCGAUCCCACCAACACAUCGGCCGACACACCACCAACAUACUACCAAUGAGUCAGUCGACACACUACCAACACGUCGGCUGACACACUACCAACACAUUGGUAAGAUCAAAUGCAUCAGUAGAAAUCUAAAUCACUGCCAUUUUGAGAACGUAACACAACGCGCCGGUAAGAUCUAACACAUAAUACUAACCUCGCAGGAAAAGAAAUCUAAAUCACCGCCAUUUUGAGAAGGAAACAUGACACAUUAGUAAGAUCGAAGAUUUACAUAAAUAAGGUCCAAACAAAGUCACUGAUGCACUACCGACACAUCACCGACACACCACAGACACAUCUUGUAAGUUAGAAGGAUAAACGGUGGCCAAGACGACUGCCGACCAUCGGCUGACGUGUGGGUUGAAUUCUUUACCUUUACUGAAAUUGUUUUAAAGGAUUUUGUUUUAGUUAUUUCAGAUUCUUAGUUCAAAAGUUACUGUGACUGAGUGUGGUAUGCUUUGCUUUCUGUUAGUGUUUGUUUGGUGACAACAAUCUAUUCCAAAGUCUCCACUUGGCAGACGGUUGAACACAAUAUGAAUUGAAAAUUAAUUAAACUUGUGACUGAAAUUGACUUGGAAUCUUUUAUUGUAAGUUGCCUUUUAUGGAAGUAUUAGAUAAUUUUGCAUUACCAGUUUUACAGUGUAGCCAUUUUGUGAACUAAAACAUUGUGUCUGCACAUUGUUUGUCAAUGAUGGUGAAAAAUCUGAAGAACAAAAGCUUGGUUUGUUUUGACAACAAAUAGCAGCUGAGAGAUGUUCUUUUUCUGUUUAAAUAAAGCAACACUAUCAGGUAUUGCCUCAUCAAUGAUUUGAAAGAUUAAAAGAGCAAAUUGAUAAGUAAAAUAAUAGCACAGUUUUGCUUUCCCUCAGUUCAGGAAAAUAAUUGUGUUUUAUGAGAGAUUUAUGGAUAUUUUUUAUCAGUUGCAUGAAUAUGUGAUGGUGAAUGAACAUGUAGGUCUCAGAAUAAUGCUCUUUAGUGUUCAAUCAUGGCUGGUCAAUGUAUAUUUAGUUUUUGUCCCAGCUGGUUGGGAAUCAUUGCCUGGAGAUCUGCAAUCAAAGUUGAGAUCUAUGUGGCAAGCUGCAAGGGGAAUUUUAAAAUCUGUAUGAAAAACAUUCUUGGUAAGCAUAUAUUAAACAAGUAAUAAUAAUAUCAAAUACAUACCUAAAUAAAUUUGUUUCCUCCAGCUUUUUACUGCUCCAUUAGAAAGAAUAUGUUAAUUUUUGUGAAGUGAAGGCUGGGAUCAAAAGUUUAGAUGGAUGAAUGCCAUGAAAAUACUAGAAUUUGUCAAAGACUAUGUACAAGUAAAAUUUUUAUUUAAUAAUGAUUUGCCGUCAAAAAGGUUUUGGGAAUUAAGAAUUUGCUCUUACAUAUGUUAACUUAAUUAAGAUGCACACAUACAAAGUGUGACAUAGGAGGACAGUACAAAAUUGAUGUUUGUUAAUUGUUGUUGUGUAUUUUAAUUAGACCAUUAUCCAAAAGGGGAGAUGAUUGAAUUUUUGUUGUUGAGAAAGACUUGUAAUGGAACAGUGACAUUCCUAGAAUUUGCAUUGUAGCUCAGCAAGUAAACUUGAAUUCAAACUCAGCUGCAGGAGUGUGCCUUGUAAUCUAGUUGUGUAUGCUGAUUAUUUAAGCUGCAUUUUAAAAUUGUGUGAGUUUUUAGAUUGUACUUGAAUUAUAGGAUUAUAGGAGAUGCUCUAAACAUUUAUGCUUUAAAUGGUAAAAAGUUAAGCACUAAACUGCUAUGUUGAAAAUGCCCUAAAAAAUUGGUUCAGUGGUCAGAUUUGGUUCAUGGAGAGAUGAAGCACUUGGAAAGCUAGAGUUCCUCUGACCUGUGUCUGGAGCAACUCUUGUAAUCUCUCAUGUUUUUAUGAACCAGUUUUUUUAAAGGUAACACCCCAAAAAAAAAAAAAAAAAAAAAAAAAAAAAAAAAAACCUGAACUUCAGUGUAUCCAUUGUAUUUUUGUACUUAGCUCCCACCCUGAGUGAAGAUGAAGAUGAUGAUGCUGUCCAUGAUAACACCCUUGCUUGGGAUGACUCCUCCAUCCAUGUUGCCACUGGUGGUACUCCAAUUACAGGCUCUUUUGUGCCAGCUAUUGGUGGUCCAUUCUCUGCUCUCACACCGAGUAUGUGGCCACAGGACCUACUGUCAAGAAUUCAGCAGGUAAUUGUAUCUCACAACUGCAACUGCAACUUUCCUCUAAAACAAAAAAUAUGAUUAUUCUUAUUAAAUUAACUAGGUUCACAUGAUGAAAGUGUAAUGCUUAAGGUGUUGCUGUCACUUUCUCUCUUUAAUCAGCUCUUUUCUUCAACUCAACUGGAACAUAAAUUGAUGAUGGUGAACAGUUAAAACAAGAAAUUAUUACAAAAAAAAGGAUCCUUGCAAAAACAUCAGAUAUAAUUUUUUCCGCUUACGGAAGUACUUAUUCAAAGCAUGAAAGUUUUCAUAAAUCUUCCUAUACUGAUAUAGAGUUGUAUUGAUCCUGUAACAUGCUACUGUUAUGUGAAUGGUACUUUACUUGAUGAUUGAUUUGAUUCUUGUUAGGACCUUUUUUUUAAUAUGAUCAACCCAUUUUUUCUCAUUACCUUAAGUUUUCCAGGCUUAAUUGUGCAGAUCAUAUUGAGAGGCUUCCAAAGUAGAAGUAACAUCUUUUUUAUAUCAUUUUGGUGUUUUUUUUUUUUUUUUUUUUUUUUUUUUUUUUGGUGUACCUUACAGACAGAAGAUGCAGGAGGUCGUCCAACUGGACAUUAUGAUGAAUUUGGGUUUAUGGUUGAUGGAGGUAAAUUCUUCUAGUGGCAUCAUGGUUUACUUCUUUGUUCGUUAAAGCUCAGGGACAGAAGGAGACAAGUGGUUGGGACUUGCACUACUUAGGAAAAGAUGACAGCCUCAAUUUGCUUGUUUUAAUAUUGAAUUUUUAUGAAAUUCUGUAACUCUACCGCAAGGUUUUGCUCUAAAAAAUUAACACUAGUUCAGAUUAAUGUAGUUAUUGAUGUGGCUUGUCUGAAUGAUUUGGAUGCAAUAAAAAUUGAACAGUUUGUUGCAGAAACCUGCUUUGCCAACAUAUGGCCCCACAUUUCAUGUCCAGGCAAUCAAUAAUAUAUUUUUAUUUGAAACAUUGUGUUGAUCAUUUUUGAUAUAAUGCUUUAUUACAGAUUUAGAAUUUGAACACAAAGAUCCAGAUCCAGGUAGUUUUGUGACAAGUGAGGAUGAGGGACUUAGACUUAAAUGGACAGCUUUCUUGGAGUUCACACAAAAUCAAGAUGUUGGUGAAAUGACUUGGGACAAGGUAAAUGUUAAUCAAAUCUCAUGUGGAUUAUUUAAUUCUAAUUAUUAGACAAUCAUCUUUGUUGGUUAUAUAAAUUUAAAAUGCAUUCAUAAUGAAAUUAGCACACAUAUGCUUCAAUUUUUUUUUUUUCAUCCUUGCACUUGUUAUUUUCUCACUAUAAUUUUUUACUAGGUUUCUCCAAGUUUUCCUCAUUCAGACAAGUUACGAGAGCUUGUUUAUCUUGGAAUUCCCCACAGCAUGAGAGCUCCAGUGAGUAAAAACUGAAAAAUUAAAAUCUAUAUGCAUUAUAACUCUUCCAUUGAUUAAUCAACUUCAGUUGUACAAGUCAUUCACAGAAGUUGAAGACGAGUAAGUGGGAUCUCUACUAAUGUUGAUAACAUCAGUCACUGGUACUCUUUUCUAGAUCUGGAUGAGAAUAUCUGGAGCCUUACAGAAGAAAAUUAGCAGUGAUUUUACUUACAAGGUGAGUUUCUGAAUUACCUGUUCCAUAUUUUUUUGUAAAUUAAACUGUUUAAAGAAUUCUUGAUCUGUCGCUAAGAUGUUAUAACAUGCAGGUAUGAACCUUCCCCAUGUUGUAUCAUUUACAGGUACAUUGCAUGGUAAACAAUUUAGAAUUCACAACUCAUUGUACCUUUGCAUGUACAAGUAUAUGAUGUGCAGUGUAUUGUUUAGUUUGUUUUUUUUCUUUUGUAAAUAUUUGCUACCAUAUUUGUAAGUUGCACAGUGCAUGGUUGACUCUCUUUUUCCUGGAUUCUCUCAGCAAAUUGUAAGGGCAAGUGCAGAUGAAAAUUCUUUGACAGCCAAACAAAUUGAAAAGGUGAGCUAGUGUGUUAUAUUUGACUUUCCUUUUUAUCCCAGGUGUGAACUUUGAAGACAGUAAUGGCCCUAAGUGUUAUACACUGUUUGUACAUUGUACAAAAGCAUAGUCUACUCUUGUCAUUUUGUAAAAUUAAGAUGGCCCAAUACAUACUUGUGAGUUAAUGAAUACUAUACAUGUAUGUUGAUUACUGGAAGUAUUAUUCAGAACAAAUUAUUUGAUCUAAUCAUCAAAUAGGAUAUAAAAUGUAACUUUUUAUCUAUUUUAAAAGUUAGUAAAGUUUAAAUUGUGUCUGUGCAGGACUUGCUGCGAACCAUGCCAAACAAUGCAUGUUUUUCAACACCAACCAGUACCGGACUUCUACGGCUCAGAAGGAUUCUUAGGUCCCUGGCUUGGUUAUACACUGACAUUGGCUAUUGUCAAGGAAUGGGCAUGGUAAGUUUUAGUUUGGCUGUCAAAUGUCUAGCUGCAUGUACAAUGUACUAGGUGCUAUGAUAUGCAUGUAUGAUUAAGAUAAUUUUCCUAAGCAGCAAACUUAGUGCUGUGGUCCUGUUUUUAAAACACCACAAAUGCAGCAUGAUCCCUACACUAUAAGCACCUUCCAACAAGUCUUGACCAUGCAAAAUAUUUUUUUUAUGUCUGGAAAUGGUAAUCGGAUAGUGUGAUCAUCACUGAAAAGGACUGUUGUUGGCAAUAUUCACUUUAACUUGCUAUAUAUUUUUUUUGGCGUACUUUUCUUUCUUUCUAGAUUGUUGCAUCCCUGUUACUCUUUGUGGAGGAAGAAGAUGCCUUUUGGUUGAUGUGCACUAUAGUUGAGGAUCUUGUACCUACAUCCUAUUAUUCAAGCACUUUAAUUGGUGUACAGGUGAUAAUCUCUUUGAGAGAGCCAUUAUAAAAUUGUAAUACAAUGUAAAUCAAAUUUAAGUGUAGCUCUGUCCAGAUUAUUAAGGACUAACUUUUGAAGGGCUUUUAUCAUUUAAAAUACUGAUUAUGAAAGGCAUUUGGGAACUAUAAAUUAGGCUUGAGGCACAGGGCAGUGGAAAUGUAAUAAUUUUUAUCAAAAUGAUACCUGUAGUAAAAUAUUGGCCAUCCAGAACAAACAGGAAUAUCACCAGGAGUCAAUAUGAACCAAAAGGAAAUAAAGGAAUGAACCUGCCUUAGGAAAAAAAUGAUUGACCUACAUUAGUUAUUCAUCAGAUUGGUUGAGGAGUUGGCCAAGGUUUUCUUGUUAAGUCAGUAUGCACAUACCACAUGUAAAUAAAACCUAUGUAAUCUCAGGUUUCUGACAAUGGUCAUUUGAAAAUUUCUCUAAGGCUCAACAGUGACUUCAUAUUAUCAAGGCUGGUAUUGUGCACAUGGUAAAUUAUUGCUACCAUAAGUAUUGUCUUAACUAUAAGAGUUGCAGAGCUGUAAGUUUGAAAAUUAAACAUAAGUCCUACAAUUUUUAUUAAUGUAUCCAGGCUGAUCAGAGAGUUCUGCGGCAGCUGAUUGUCAGUUACCUUCCACCAAUGGAUGAACAGUUAAAGGAGCAUGACAUUGAGUUGUCACUGAUUACACUUCACUGGUUCUUGACAGCAUUUGCCAGUGUUGUUCACACUAAGGUACAGAAAUGAUAUCAUUAAUCAUUAAAAAAUAGAUGGCUGUAAAUAACCACUUCACCCUUAAACUCCCAUCAGUGACCAAGACAUUAAAUUGUUAAUGUUGUGAAGUACUAUUGUGCCAUCCAGUUGUCUUGUUAAGUUACAAUGUAGGUCUCAUUUUCCAAAAAUUAAAAAUUAAAUGGUACAUAGCUACAUACAAGGUAAUUAUUAUUGAUAGUCGUAUACAUGUACAGCUGCAAUUAAUUAACGGUUUGUUUAUUUUUGCAUCACCCAUUUAAUUGCAGAUCCUGUUAAGGGUUUGGGAUAUUUUCUUGUAUGAAGGCUCAGUGACAUUGUUCAGAAUCACUCUUGGUAUGCUUAAAAUGAAGGUAUGAUCUAACUCUAGACCAAAGUUGAAUUUACUAUGUUACUGUGCAUGUAAGUCUGGUAAAGAAUGAGAGAUUUUGAUGCAAUUUCUGAUCUGCUGUUAAAAAAAUAAUUACUUCAGGUGCACUUAAAAUCGAGUUUUAAUGUCUUGAUUAAAUUAUGUUUGUACAGGAAGAUAUCAUUUUAAAGCUGGACAACUCAGCGCAGAUCUUCAACACACUCUCUGAUAUACCAGGUGAUGUCAAGGAUGCAGAUGAACUGUUAGAGGUACAUGUGCUUGAUUUCUGUUUCUAACGUCGAACUCGACAACAACAUACGUGUGUGGCUCUAUCAUCUUGACCCUUUACACCCUGACAUCCGUAUGCAUAUUCUCCAUACUGUUCUCUGUAUAUUUCCUAAGGUGCUGACAAGGAGAACUUGUCUAAAAAUCAAAGGCUUCUUUAUUAGGUGAUCAUUUCUUUUAUUCUCGUGACCGUUUUGUGUCAUUCAGGGGUGAUAUUGUAAAGAGAAAUUAGAUGCUGGUCACUCUCAAUUUGCCUUGUUUUAGUGGCCUAGUAGGCGCUCGUUCUAAUUGAUCUAGGCCGAUGAGUCACGGGCGAGAGAUGUGUCUUCCCCUAUUUCGUGCGUGUGACUUGAUUUCUCACUGUGAGCAUGAUACGCAGGUGUUUAGUUUGUACAUGAUACGAAAUGUUAUUUUCACUUUGUAUUAUUAAAAGUAAGUCGUUGUUUAAAAUUUUUAGGCUGCAAACAAGGCUUCUGCCUCGCUGACAGAUGUUAUCCUAGAGACACACAGAAAAAAGCACAUGGCUUUCCUCAUGGCUGACCUUGGGGUUCUGAUGGAUAAGGAGUCUGGAAAACAAAUUUCCAGAGAUGUAAUACAAGUUGUUUUAGUAAAAUAACGUUGCAAUUAUGUUCACCCAGACAACAAACUGUAUCUUUUUCUUUAUUUGCAGCGGCUUCAAAAACGCACCAUAGCUCCACCUAGAACUUUCUUUAGUCUGCUCUUUGGUGAGUUAACAAAGAGACAAAGGUUUGCCACUGUAUAUUUAUGCUAUAACUUGUAUGUGCUUGGACAGCGAUAGUGUAUUUUUAAUGGUAUGAGUCAGGAAAUUUUGAAAACUGAAUUUUGUCAGUGGCAGCCAUGAUUGGCGUCUUGAGAACUUUUGAACUGCUGAAACAUUAUCGCAAAGUGUUUGAAGCGAGAAGGCUGAAAACCCAAGCAUAAUUAAACCAGGAUUUAAAGAGUUAUCACUCAUUUAGAGAGGAGAGUACAUGUUAUCAUGAUAAUUUAUUAGAGCGCAGGAAAACGCGACGGACGUAUCCAGACUGUCGCGAAGCAAAACCAUUGCAGUCUUAGCGAAUUAUGGACACUCAGUUCAAAACCACUCUAUGAAACAAAACUUCUGUUUUUCAUAUACCAAAACUGAUAUCUUUGUUUACUUAAUGGAGCGUUCAUUUUCGUGUUCCUUUCAGGAAGAGGUGGUGGUAUUAGCUUGCAGAAGGCUAAAAAUAUCAGACAGACAGGUAAGUAACUUCAAACAACCGAAACAGGAGACUCAGACUGUUAGAUAUAUUGCAACCAUAAGUUGGUGAUUUAUUGUAGGAUAAUGACGGUAGUAGGUAAAUCUUUGAAAGCUGACGUUUCAAAAGUAAGCUCUUUGUAGUUAUAGUGCAGGUGGUGAGAGAGCCUUUUGUGGCUUGUUUUCAUGUCUCAUUUGAGACGUCUUUUAAAAUCCUUCGCCUGAUUUUAAUUGAAUGUAUCUCACAUCACCCGUCGUGUUAUGCGAAAUAUAUGCGGCGACCAUUCGCUGAUUUUUAUGCGAAGCUGUUUUGUCUUUGCAGAAUUAGUAGCAGAUUUGAGAGAAGCUAUUCUCCAAAUAGCCAGACAUUUCGAUGCUGUUGAUCCCAAGAAGGUGAGGACUUUAUGUUAGAAUUCCUCUCGUUCAAGACCGAAGAAUUUAAGAUUCACUCAGCGCGCAAAGAGAUUUUCAGAUUCAAUGUCAGUUUUUCAUGGAGCGUCUAAAGUAAUCCGCGAUUGCAUUGGUUUUGUUUUUCUUGUCCUUUUGAUUGGUUUAGAGGACUUACGCCACCUUUUUAGCCAAUACCAAUUGUGACGUGGGCCGAGUUGUUCAAAGCUGGGUUAAGAUAACGUGGGGUUAGUGUGAAAUUUGAUUUUAAAUCUGAAAGCUUGAAGAGCCAAUUCAGUUUAUUUCUUUUACUACAAUUCGAUAAUUGAAUUCUCUAAAAACAAUGGGUAAAAUUAUUCCAAAACGGCUUUUGAACAGAGAAAUAUAGAAACCUGGAUUAAAAUUUAAUCCUGGGUUAGCGCUAAUCGGCCUUUGAACAACUGGGUGCAGGUGAAUUGCUUUUUUUUCCGUGGGGAGAGGGGGUUGAGGCGGUUUCGCUUACAUCUACUCAACUUGGAUUGUUUGUGAUUGCUUCCAGGGCCUGGAAGUUGACUAUUCAAUGGAAAGUCACGCAAGAGACCAUGAGAGGUUCAUCAACGUAGCGAGGUAUUCAUAGCAAUGUAGUGUCUUAACCAUAUUUGGGUAAAGGUCACGUGAUAUGAUUUUGUUAAAGAUUGGUUACGAAACGAUUAGAAAGAGUUGUAACCCGGACUGUGUGAUAAAGAAUAGAACGAAGGGUAUAUUGGCGACACAGAUGAGAUCCUUUGGAAGAUAUUUCUUUGUAAGUAGGGUGUCAAGGUAUGGUGACAUUCUUUGCACCUUUUUUUUCCGAAGGAAUCGGCGCAGAAGAGCGAAAGCUCUAUUGGACUUUGAAAGACAUGAUGACGACGAAUUGGGAUUCCGGAAAAAUGACAUCGUUACGGUACGUAGUGAAACAACAAUAAAAUUUUUCCAUAAGCUGCUUCCGAUGAUGUAAUAGUUGACUGUUCCUGGAAAAGGUGUUGAUAUGCCCCUUCCGCUGGGGGUCCAUGGUUAUGCUCCUAUAGAAAAAAAAAAUGAAAUCUAGGAGCUUGGAAAUGUAAUUUCCAGUGUUCUGCGCAUCAAAAAGAGCGCUUGCAGACUAAACACUUAGGUGUGAGAGGCCUUGGUAGUGGUUUGACCGCUAUUUUAAUAGAAAACCCUGCUAUACACUGGAUCGCUAUUAAAGUUAUCUUUUUUUUCAUUUUAGAUAAUUUCACAGAAAGACGAACACUGUUGGGUUGGUGAAUUGAAUGGUCUGAGAGGUGAGGCAAAUGGUCGUGCGAUCAUACAAACAGAAUGAAAUCAUUAUUACAGUGUGGGAUGGAUUGCGAGAAGCUUUCUUCCUGCAAGUUCCUGUACAGCUAGACAGUGAGAGAGUUUCUUCUUAACCCUUUCACUCUUAAGAUCUCAAUAUGCAUUCUCCUCUCUGUCUUCAAUACAUCCCUUGUAAUUGUAGCUGUAAGAAUUUGUUGUCCAAUCAAACAAUAUUUCCCUGUUGAUAGUUUACUUUGUGUACAAUCUUCUCAUCACUUGUCUGGUUGAUAAUGUAUUGACAUUGUAUGGCGAAAUUGCACAUUGGUCAGUCUUGGGAGUGGAACGGUUAAGGCUUGGUGUUCAAGGGACUUUGUUGUAAUUCAAAAAGCGAGCUUAUUUGCUGAAAAGGAGAGAAGGGGUAGUGAGUCAAAGUUUACUCAAGAGGACCUUCAAAUAUUUAUCGCGGUUUGUUAAAAGUGUGGUUAGAAAUGCUGUAUGUGCAUUUGUGGAUCCCCUGUCAUAUCUUUUGCUAUUUCAGGUUGGUUCCCUGCCAAAUUUGUUGAGAUUUUGGACGAAAGAAGUAAAGAGGUAGGUGUCUUGAUCUUUAGGUAAAGUUUAAACGUUGAUAAUUUUCCUCGAAGGUUUCAACGUUUUUCUUUCUCUAUCUACCGAUGCAGUACUCAACUGCUGGAGACGAUUCGGUGUCUGAAACUGUAACAGAUCUCGUCAGAGGCGGGUAAGUAAGUCAUAAAAGGAAACACCAAACUAUUUCCAACUACAUGCAUAAGAAUUAGCCGUCUGUAACAAACGCAACUGAAUGACAAAAGCGGGUAAUCCUUACAUACAAUUAAUUGAUUCCGGAAUUUCCAAUACAAUAUUUUCUCUUCAUACGUGGCAGGUUAUGUCCCGCAAUGAAGUCGAUAUUCCUGCACGGCAUGAGGAAGCCGUCCAUUCUUGGGGGACCGUGUCAUCCAUGGCUCUUUGUUGAAGAGGUGAGUGGUGCCUUGACUCAGCUCUCUUUCUCUGCUUAGUCUUAGAAUUACUUCCCCACCUUUGCAUAUUUUUUCAUGGAGAUGGUGCCCUGAUAAGGAGCGUAUGGAUGUAGUGUCAUGAACGCAAAUUCUAAAUGGUGUCAAUGGCCAGUUAGAGAAAGUAGGUUUAGUUUUGCACCUAAUUUAUUUUGAUGGUGGCGGGAGUUCCUACUAAUUCACAGAGUGAAGUUCAGCAAAAGUAGUCCAAUCACCCAAAUGGUAAUUCUUACGAGCUUCGAGAGUUUUUUUACCGUCAGGAUUUGCGGUAUAUUUACAAUACCCAAGAAAUUCUUUGAGACUUGUUCCUGAGGAGUACAGAUAGGGAAAUUUUACAAAGUUUCCCUCCCUGAUACCACGCCAAAUGCCGAAGUUUUACUGCGGUUAUUUUGCGUUCUGAUGGUCAAUAAUUUUCUUUAAGAUAAUUUUGUAUGGCCAAGCUAAUUUUGUUAUUUUUAUAUCAGGCCAGCCAACGUGAAGUAGACCGAGAUUUCCAAUCUGUGUACUCCAGACUGGUGUUGUGUAAGACAUUUAGGUUGGUGGAGAAUGCUUGGAAUGCUGCUUUUUGCCUUAACCCUUGAAUCCCUAAGAGUGACUAACAUCUAAUUUCUCCUUACAAUAUCACUCCUGAAUCACUCAUUUAUGUUGUAAGAAGAAAGGAAAUGAUCGUCAACUAAAGGAACUGUCAGUUGUUAUGCAAAUUCUCCUUGUCAGUGCCUCAGGAAAUGUGGGGAGACCAGUAAGGAGAAUAUGCAUGCUGAUGUUAGGCUGUAAAGGGUUAAUAAUCAAAUAAAGUUACGGGUAUUUUAUCGAAAAGAUACACCCUAAAUUGACUAUCUUACUGUAUAUAAAAGAAGCAUUGGUGUACUUAGAUUUUUUCAUCUUCCACUAUAAGUACAUUGUCACAAAUGCGAUCACAAUGCGGGUGAUGAAAAACGUCAUUGUAAACACGGAGAUCAUGUAGUCCUGUUUUCUUGCUUUGAAUAGUGUACUUGUUAUAUCUUAUGGCAGAUUAGACGAGGAUGGAAAGGUUCUUUCACCUGAGGAAAUUCUAUACAGGGUAAGUGCUGAUCGAUACUUUAUUAUUUAUCUUAUGAUCACUGUAUGAACGAUUAUAUGUUCUUUUUUUCAUUUCAUUGCAACGUAGGCUGUGCAGUCAAUAAAUAUGAGUCAUGAUGCAGCAAAUUCACAGAUGGACAUUAAGGUAGAGCAGUUUUGUUUUGAAAUGCUCUUUUAAAGAUAAAAAUGUUUCUUGUGCCUAUAAAGGUACAGAAAACACGAGAAUAGUAUUUAGGUAGAAUUCCUUAGAUCACGCUGGGGCCACAGUUAAGGGCUCGAGCUACGGUCGACUCGAUUGAAACAGAGCAAACGUUGUGGCUUUUUUCUUUUCUGUCAAGAUUGUGAAAAAAAAAAAAAGAAAAAAUAUUAGUUUAUUAAUCGCGUUUCAGAACGUGGUAUCUUUGCGCGCAUGAUCGGCGCAACUCAAUAGAAAACUUGCUCGUAGUCUGUAAACUUUGCAUAGAGCGUUUUAUUAAACAGAAUUAAACUAAAAAAAUGCUUCUCUCGUAGUUUUGUUUCACAAUCCUUACUUGACAAACUAAGAAGGCCCUGAGUAUUUUUAUUGUUGAACUCACCUUCAUGUAGUUUUUUUUCUCCUUUAUUCUUUUUGCAGUUCCGGUCUCUAAUCUGCUAUGGUCUGAAGUGAGUAAUUCUUUCAACAAUUAUAAUUUCCCUCUGGUUGUAUUCCUCCUCCGCAGAACAGCUGUCGAGGAAAUAGUUCAAAUAUUUUGUUUAAAUAAUUUAUGAGGUGUUAUGAAGACGAUGAUAUGAAUUCAGUGUUUUUCUAUUUAUAACAGCGAACAAUGUCUUCACCUGUGGCUAGAGACGCUGUGUGCCUGUGAAGAGGUCGUAGGAAAGUGGUACGUAAACUGCCUCUUAGUAACAGCCUGAAUUUUUGGUUAAUUUUUAGGUGACAGUCAUUGUUGUCACGCAACAAAUUAGAUCGGACACAUGGCUACUGCUCUUUGGUCAACGUUUUUGGUAUCGUAUUGACGUUUUACCUUUUUGUUCCAGGUACCAUCCUUGGUCAUUUCUUCGAAGUCCAGGCUGGGUGCAAAUCAAAUGCGAACUAAGGUAAUAGUAAAUGAUACUUUUAUACGAGAAGUUAUGACACCCUUUAUUUUUUUCCACUCUCUGACCUUUUAACCUACCAAGUAAUCUGUAUCGAGUAGGUAGGCUCCAAGUAUUGCAAGUCUACAACACGUGGCAUAUUACUCGCUUUUAUUCUCUCUCUCAGUUAGUACGUGCGGUAUCACUCUAAGACUUGUUAAAUUUAAAAGUUUGUUUGGAUUGAAACCUUCCCCUCCCCUCUUUAGUUGAACCUUGAGAUACAAUGAAUAUGUUACUAACCUUGUUUUCUCGUUUUAUCCGAUCGCAUUUAUGACCCUCAACUCCUACGAGAUCAAAAAGGAACAUAUCCGCACACUUUUCGUUACUGAGUGGUAAUGAGUAGAUUUGUUUUGUUUUCUUCAGAACACUUGCAUCCUUCGCAUUCAAUCUGAAUAUCGAUUGGGAGCUUACUAGUGAACGUAAAACUGUAAGUACUGUUUCCCUCUUGUUCCUUUUUUAGAACGUUUGUCAAUUCAAUAGUCAAGUAAUUCGGGAUUAUGCCGGUUCACUUCACACCGCGUUGGAAUUUGCAUCAAAAGCUUGUACCAUGUUUGCUUUGUGUUCAUAUCCGUAAGUGGUUCUGCUGUUACCUAUCGUUUAACCUUGCGCCUUAAAAUCCUUUUACAUCCUAGUGAUUGUAUUAACCUUUUAACUCACAUGAGUGACCAAGACAGAAUUUCUCCUUACAAUAUCAAUAUAAUAUCGAGCAGACAUGUGAUGAGAAUAAAGAAAAUCUUCAUUAGGGGAUUAUUAGUUCUUCUAAUACCAAAUUCUCCAAACUAACAUCACAAGAACUAUAUGGCAGACAGUGAGGAGAAUUACUGAUGAGAUCUUGGGAAUUAAAUGAUUAAUACUGUUCGAUGUGUUGAUUAUAUUUCACAUUGUGAUUUAGGUGAGAUAAUUUUCUUCUAAACCACGCAGUUUCUCGUAGUUUUUAGAGUCACAGAGUUUCCUAUCGAUCUUUUCUUGCAAUUGUUGCAACUUUUGUUUGUGCUAACUUCAGUUUGGGACCCGAUUUUAUUUGUGUUUGUCUUCGUCUGCAUGCCAGUGGUCACUAAAACACGAUGUCAUUAAAACUAAAUGUGGAUUGGUGGACCCUCUCUUUCAACUUGUAGGGUAACAAGUUAGCAUCGUACCUUUAAGAGCUUUUGUUGCAUGGGGAGAGAAGGUGUGGGGGGGGGUUGAGGGCGAGGGGGGAGGGAACUCCCACAAAAGAAGGUGAAGGGGAUUCUCGUGCUUUUCAGGGAUUUUUGAUUGGGGACUUUAAUCAGUGCCUCAGGUGUUAUGGUACCCCAUAGGAUAUUAUGCCGGACAAAAUAUCCACAAGAAUUGCAUGUCGCUCAGGAAUUGGUACCUCUUUGAAAAUGUAGGACUUCCCUUACAACCGCACGAUUUACUGCCUCACUAAAAAUUACGAAGUCCUUAAGGGGGCAUGUACAAUUGAGUUAUCCUUGCCCUUGCGGCGCCUGUAUCACCGUGCAAUAGGGAUUUCCGAAGGAAUUAAUAUUAUGGCAAUCCUUUGGUUUACCUAAUGAAACUAUUGCUUUGAACUUAAGGAUACAUGUAUUAAACUGUGUGUUUCAUACCAGGUUGUGGAGGGGUACGCGCAGCAAAAGAAAUUGCAGGUUAGAUGUUUUGGUUCUGAUUGACGAUGUCUUGGUGUUGCCUAUUUGACGUGGUUCCUUUCAAUAUGAUGUAUGGGAACACUGGCUUCAUCUGUCUGCAGACAUGCUCUUUUUCCUAAUUAGGACCAGAUUUGGUCCGCUUCGGGUCCACGCCAUGUUUUUAUCAUGGCUCCUACAAUCCCUGCUCUUUUUCCUUUUAACUUGGACUUUUCUCUUUAUUGUAAUCGCUGAGUUUGCCAUUCAAGUCAUUUUCAUUGUUGUUUGCAUGCUUAGUGACCUCUACUCUUACUACAUUAAUAGCUAGGCUCUUGUGCUAGAGAGAGUUGGGACUCAUUUAUGCAAUUUAAUCAGUUAAUGUUAUUUAUGUGUGGGUUUAUUGUGCGUUUAGAGGCGAGCAUAAAAACUUAAAGCCUCUGCCUUUUAUUUGAAGGCUCGAUAUCGGCAAAAGGUACCCUGUAGAUUGUGAUCAUGUGAUCAACCAGAACCUUCAUUCCAAUUGUUGUUCUUUUUUCCAACGAUUCUAAUCAUUUUUUCUAACAAAGUGCUUUUCUCUUUUUCAUUUCUCUUUGUUUCGAUGCAUCGGGAAUCUGUAGGAGGUGAGUACUUUUCCUUAUUCUGCCUUUAAGACUGAAUUUCAUCUUGUAUUUCGUGAAAAGGUCUGUUGUCGAAGGGGAGCGGAAGUAAUAAAAACAGCAAACUGGGAAACAAUGACGAAAGUAGAAAUAAAGCAAAACAAAAAUAAAACAAUCAUGUUGUGUGGUCGUGAGGUUAGAGAACGAAUGAACGCUUAGGUUGUCAAAGUCUUGGUCACUGUUAAUGACAACAGCCAUUUUCAGUAAUACUCUCAACCGGACGAUUUUUAUAUAGUUAACCGGGGCCUGUCACUCGCGGGUUUAAACGUUUUUUUAUAUGUAAUGCUUGCCCGCAGGUAACCCAGCCCAUGAAGGAUGGAGUACGAGACAUGCUGGUUAAACAUCAUUUGUUUAGCUGGGAUCUUUGAAGGUGUUCGCCAAGUACAUCAGCAGAAAAUAAGUCUCGCGCCAGGAGAGCGUGUUCAAGCGAAGUUAGUUACUCAAAAUCUUUUUCUUUUGUGAUUGUGGCUCAGAUUUUACGGACUAAGGCAUGGUAUUUAUUUUACAAGCAAGUUGUGAAUUGUUUCUUUUGUUGUACAUAGUCUGCUUGUGUUAACCCUUUAAGUUCAUAGAUCUGAUGAGCAAUUCUCAUUUUUAAUUGCCUUAAAUUUUGUUAUCAGUUCAGAGAAUUUGGUGUUAUAUUAUGGCAACAUACAUACGUUUGCCGAAUCUCAUCGCCUGUUCAGGUUGAUAGUGAAUUGGUAUCGUGAGAAGAAAUUGUAUUUUGAUCACUUUUGUGAGUUAAGGGGUAAACAACACGAGAGAAUUAACAGGAUAGCACAGUCAUGUUCAAAUAUAAGAUCAUUAAACUCGCUUCAAUGGCGCUCUCUUGGCAAGAGAUGAAUGAAGUAAGUCUGAUGGUUAAAGAACUGUCCCGCUCUAUUCUGGUGGGAAGGUGGUGUUAGUUGUGACACGGUCGCAAAAAUUGUUUAAGUUAAAAAGACACACAAGAGAAAAUAUUGUAAAAGAUGUUUGUAAAUUAAGGCUAUAGUAUACACACUCUCAUUUAAAUGAGUUUGAAGGUUACGUGUUACAAGAUGCAUUUCGUGACGACCUUAAUGAAGCUCCUAGAGCGUUGCAUAAUGGUGAUGUUAAUUUUAUUUAUGGCACCAGUAAUCUUAGGAAAAACUGUCAAAGGAAAUUUAUUGUUAUAUAGUUUUGGACGGCUUCGGCGUACUUGAAUGCUCUAGUACAGUGGGCGGAAGCCUUUUGCAUACAAGAGUGCUGGUUGCAUAUUUGCUUCAGUCUAAUUGUACCUCAAAAGUUGUCGAAGUAACACAGUAAGUUUUGUUAUUUUGAAUCCAUGAAAUCGCAGGAUGGUAUUGAAAGUUUCGUAACUUGAUUCAAAGGAAAUUGGAUUCCCGGUGGUUAUGAAAUUGAUAUUCUUGGCGUGAAUGCUGAGGUGAUAAAUCCUCGUUUGGGGAGCAAAUCUUCUGAUGAAUUACGACCGGGUGUAUGUGAUAUUAACAGUGCAGUUUUAAUGUCACAACGUGCUCUCAUUAGGGGGGGCAAAAUGUUUUGAUUAUAUUUUUAUGUUAAAGUAAACGAAAGAAGUAAGGUUGAAAGGUAGUUAAUUAUUAAAAUCAGUAGUUGAUAGCCUGUAAAUGUCAGAGAACUGGUCUCUUAAUUAUCCGCUUCAAAGUUUGGGUUUUACCUGCAGCAAAUUUACCCUCUGUUUUAAUUUGCCUACCUUUGACAAAUAGGUUUGUGUCUCCGGUCCAUGUCUCGAGGUAAAGUUCUGAAACUGCUGAAAUAGUAGAAAAACAAGACAAUUGACUAGAAUCCGUUCGUAGUGCUUAUUUUUUUAAUAAUUAGUAAUCCAACAACAUAACGACGAAUCUCUAAGGAACUACGGUUAGCAUUCUCUUUUUUGAGACUUUAUUUAUGUGUGAUAUUCAGUAUUCUGCGUACGUGUGAAGGGACCACCUUUUAUCGCCUGGGGGGAAGGGGGGGCCAGACGUCGCUAACAGAGCAUAAAGGAAGAUCUAUAGAAAAUUGACAGCCAAUGAGACAGGUGCGGGGUGGCUCUUGAGAAUAUUAUGGAGCCUUGUCGGGGGAGGGGGGGGGGACCAGUCGUCGCUAACAGAGCAUAAAGGAAGGUUUGAAGAAAAUUGACAGCCAAUGAGGCAGGUAGGGGUGGCUCUUGAGAAUGUUACAGAGCCUUGUCCGGGGGGGGGGGAGGGAGAAAUCAGGUAAAUAUUACCGCGACAAAACCGAAAUCCUACGAACCCCCGCCCCCCUCCCCGGCGACAAAUAAUGAGCGGCCCCUAACCAGAAUAGUAUGAAACCCGUCCACUGUACUGAAUAUAUUCAAGUAAAUAUUAGUAUGAGAUCUGAAAAAUAAAUCUAGGUAAUUUGAUGACGAAGAAUGAUAAGAAAGGCAAUUAUUUUGAAUUGUAGAAAUAACUUUAUUUAACUGCAAUGCUAAGUAAUUAAGUAAUUCUUUAGAGACACAUUGUGUUAGGAUGUGGAAUCGACACCUGCCAUUAAAGGAACGUCGAACGGU
Pocillopora meandrina is the source of this 21108-nucleotide messenger RNA. The record is from the annotation of a GenBank genome assembly. Lineage: Eukaryota; Metazoa; Cnidaria; Anthozoa; Scleractinia; Pocilloporidae.